Messenger RNA from Hyphopichia burtonii NRRL Y-1933, 2011 nucleotides. Its product is annotated as cryptochrome/photolyase family protein. The record is from RefSeq and is a predicted model, not a curated record. The transcript has a single exon. Gene Ontology annotation, molecular function: FAD binding; DNA binding. The coding region runs from base 278 to 1939 and encodes 553 amino acids. NCBI's taxonomy places the organism in Eukaryota, Fungi, Ascomycota, Pichiomycetes, Serinales, Debaryomycetaceae. Gene Ontology annotation, biological process: entrainment of circadian clock by photoperiod; circadian regulation of gene expression. Gene Ontology annotation, cellular component: nucleus; cytoplasm.
AGAUCCAAAACCAUCUGCUUCAACCCCAUUACCAAUUAUGAUAACCAAGGCCAUCUACUUGUUUCACUUAACAAGAGUGUCAAAUACGAAGCAACGAUAUACUCCGCAGUAAGACUAAACAUUAAGGUAAGUGAAGCUUUUAUGCUUGCUCGCUUAUUCGGUCAAACCUGUAUCGAAUUUAGCAAGCAAGCUUUUCGCAGACAUAUAUAUAUAUAGCACUCUUUGGAUAUCCUGAACCUUCAGCUGGGGAUUGAUUAGUAACAGUUACAAUAGAAGUAUGGCACCCUCGAAGAAACCAAAGUUGGAAAGACUUGCGUCUUUUUCAAGUCCCUUCUACCCUCCUACAAUGACAAAAAGCACAGUCAACAAUAAGUAUAAGAAAGACGAAAAUAAACCUUUCCAUAUCUUGAAAAAGACCUUGGAAGACACCCAAACAGAAAGAGAAAAGAUCAAAACCGGUAAGAAUGUUGCUCAUUUGUUCACUAGAGACUUUAGGCUUGGAGAUAAUUUUGCAUUAUCUCAAGCUAGCGAGUUGGCCCAAGAAUCAGAGGUUCCGCUUAUUAGUUUAUUUGUCUAUUCCGAAGAAGAUUUCCGUUCUCAUUCAGUGAGUCCAUUCCAAUUGAGGUACAGAUUGAAAUCUCUUGAAAUUGUCAAACAGGAUUUGAAGAAGAAGAAUAUUCCCUUGUAUACGCUAAAUGUCGAUAAAAAGAAAGAUAUCAAUUCUUCUAUAUUGAAAUUUUUAAAAGAUUAUGAGAUUUCUCACUUGUUUGCCAAUAUAGAGUAUGAGGUUGAUGAAUUGAGACAGUUCAUUGACUUGACAAAGUCCUUAUUGGAAAACAAGAUCUCUUUCCAACCUUUCCAUGAUACUUGUGUGGUGAAACCAGGUGAAUUGGCUACAAAGUCCAAAGGAACUCAGUAUGCCGUUUUCACUCCCUGGUAUCGUGCCUGGGUUGCUUACUUGGAGUCUUUGGAUGAUCCUUUCCCCAACUACCCUCAGCCAGAGGCCAACUCCUCAACUAAGGGUUUGGAAAAAUUAUUUGAAUCGAAAAUUCCAGAACCAAAAAGUGAUUUUUAUAAACUAAAUGCUAAAAGUCUGGAAUUUUUCGAUAAGACCUGGAGUGUUGGUGAACAUAAUGCUGAAAAGCAGUUAUUGGAUUAUAUAAAGUCUAAAACAAUUAAACUGUAUGAUGAUUUGAGAAAUGAAAUUAGCACCGAUGCAACCUCUCAUAUGAGUCGUCACUUGGCUUCGGGUACUGUCUCUUCAAGAACCUGUAUAAGACUCAUUUUAGAAAAUAACUUGGUUUCCUCUUUAGCAAAAGGUCCUUCGGGAAUAACUGAAUGGAUUAGACAGGUUUCGUGGAGAGAUUUUUACAAACAUGUUAUGGCAAACUGGCCUCAUAUUUGUAUGUUUAAGCCUUUCCAAGUUGAAUACGACGAUAUUGAAUGGGAAUAUAAUCUUGAACAUUAUCAAAAAUGGUGUGAAGGGAAAACAGGUUAUCCAAUCGUUGAUGCCGCCAUGAGACAAUUGAAUGAGACUGGGUAUCUUCAUAAUAGACCAAGAAUGGUGGUUGCUAGUUUUUUAAGUAAGCAUCUUUUAAUCGAUUGGAGGUGGGGUGAACGUUACUUCUUAGAGCACCUAAUCGAUGGAGACUUUGCUUCCAAUAACGGUGGCUGGGGUUUCAGUUCAGGUGUAGGAGUUGAUCCGCAACCUUACUUUAGAAUUUUUAACCCUUGGACCCAAUCUGAGAAGUUUGAUAAGAAUGGUGACUAUAUUAGAGAAUGGGUUCCGGAAUUGAGAGAGAUCGACGAUUCGAAAGGAAUACAUAACCCUUAUGAUCAUGGAUUUGAGGACGUCGCUGAAAAAAAUGACUAUCCCAGACCAAUUGUCGAUCAUUCUUUUGCUAGAGAAAGAGCCUUAGAGAGAUACAGAGGAGAAUAAUUGUUUCCCAAGCUACAACUUCUUCAACUAAAUGUCAUAUCGAAUCAGUUUUAUGUAUCAAAUGCAAACACU